Molecule: messenger RNA, 1338 nt
Organism: Armigeres subalbatus
Lineage: Eukaryota; Metazoa; Arthropoda; Insecta; Diptera; Culicidae
Exons: 1
Coding region: 1-1338 (445 amino acids)
Source: RefSeq, a predicted model, not a curated record
AUGACUUGGAUAAGAGUGUUGCCGAAUGUACGGCAAGUAAGUGUUCCACGAUGCUACCGCCGAAUCACAUCUGUCGAAGAAACCAACGUCGUGGAACUGUAUAUAUUUUGUGAUGCAAGCGAAAACGGGAUAGCUGCAGUCGCCUACUUCAAGUUCAAAGAGGAUGAGAAGAUUGAGUGCAGUUUGAUUAGUGCAAAAACUAAAGUGGCCCCUCUAAAAUUUCUUUCGAUCCCUCGCCUAGAGCUUCAAGCUGCUGUGGUAGGAGCACGUCUAGCGGAAUGCAUUGCCACUUCACACCGAAUGAAAAUUACACGGCGUGUUUUCUGGUCAGAUUCCCGUGAUGUGAUUUGCUGGCUCCGGUCGGAUCAUAGGCGAUAUAGCCAGUUUGUGGCCUUCAGGAUCAGUGAACUGCUGGAAACAACUCACGUAAGCGAGUGGAGAUGGCUUCCAACUAAGGAAAACGUAGCCGACGAUGGGACGAAGUGGGCACGACUACCAAACUUCCAGCCUGGCAGUCGCUGGUUUCGCGGGCCGGACUUUUUAUGGGAAGAUGAGGGCAGUUGGCCAGGAGCUAGUGGAGAUCAAGGGACGACAAAAGAAGAGAUGCGUACGACUGUCUCGCAUCACACAAUCAGCGAAACGUUCCUGACAUUCGAUCGAUUCUCCAAAUGGAAGAGACUGAUGAGGACUGUGGCAUAUGUGCAUCGCUUUGUGGGUAAUCUUCGUAGGCGUAUUAAACGAGAAGUAGCAGAGCUUGGCCCUCUAACCCAGGAAGAACUAAGUUGUGCUGAGAACUUCAUUUACCAGCAAGUUCAGCAACAAGCGUACCCGGAUGAACUCCAAAUGCUCCACAACAACAGUCCACGUAUGCAGCCUUGGCAUAGGAACUUGCCGAAAUUCAGCCCACUUUACAAGUUCAGCCCAUUGGUUGAUAAGCACGGCGUGCUGCGAGUGCAAGGGCGAAUUGGUAAAUGUUCCUGGGUUGACGAGUAUACCAAGAAUCCCAUCAUACUUCCUAGGAACAACUAUGUGUCCAGUUUGAUGAUCGCCGAUUACCACGCCAAAUACCAUCACCAGAACCACCAAACAACGAUGAACGAAAUUCGUCUGAAAUUCUACAUUCCUCGUCUGCGUGCAGAGUACGAACGGGUUCGCAAAAAUUGCCAGUACUGUAAAAUUCAACGUGCUAAUCCCCAACCACCCGCAAUGGGGUAUCUCCCACAAGCUCGAUUAGCGGCAUUUCUGCGGCCCUUCUCUUAUACCGGAGUGGAUUAUUUCGGCCCGAUGUCCGUCACAUAUUUGCACUGCGCUUUAUUGCCAGAAGAGGCUCACCGCUAG